Molecule: messenger RNA, 1383 nt
Organism: Nematocida minor
Lineage: Eukaryota; Fungi; Microsporidia
Exons: 1
Coding region: 1-1383 (460 amino acids)
Source: RefSeq, a predicted model, not a curated record
AUGAGCCAGCAACUCUGCCACUGGCGUAUUCCAAACUUGGAAAACACAAUUUGUUUCGAAACUCUGGGAAUGAUUGGUUUCAGCAAUGAAACAAAUGUUUGCGGAGGAUAUAACCUGAGGAUGCAUUUUACACAACCAAGUAUGAAAAAUAGUACAGUCUUGCACAGAGUUUUCUUUUUCGGUUUCCUUCUAUGCACAAAAGUGCUCGCGCGCACUCGAGUUGUUCUGGAGCCUGUUCCAUACUCGAGAAAGUCAUACAUAGCGCCCAAAGAUUUCAAGUUGAAGGACUACGACGAAAAUAGAACCAAUUUGGAAAUUUCUGAAAUGGAUAUUCCGCCUGUUGACAUGGACAAGAUGCCGUUCUUUAUGGAGCUGGAAAAAAGUAAAGGAGAUAGCUCUGAAUUGACAACCCCAGAAAUCCAAAUAGUGGGAUUUUCAAAUGUUGCACGCGAGUACAUGACAGCAGGAACCACAGAGUACAUUACAAUGGAGCCAAAGACAGCUCAGAACAACCAAAGACAGAGAUGGCAUCCCAUACACAUAAAAGAUCCCAAUGAGUAUAUAUUCGAGUUCGUAGGCUUGGAAGAUGAAAGCACUUCUUCCACAACCACACAGAAAGGGGCGACGCAAACAAAAAGCACGCAAACCACAGGCAAGAAAAAAAAGUGCCUGUCUGUGAUUCGUCUAGAGGCCUUAACAAAGCUAGGUGUACCGCCUGAAGAAGUGAAGGGAAUGAACCUAGGGCUGAUGAAUUGUAAUUAUGAAAGUAUGGAUCAAAGAUUUAAAAUGACAGUGUUACGCACAAAGAAGGAUGAAGAAGAAGCAAACGAAACUAACUUACUGCAGCAGAUGACAGAAGAGCAGCGACACAUGGAGGUUAUAAAGAGACUGAACUUCUUGAUCCACGCAGUAUUGCUCUUGCAGCAAGACAUAAAUGAAAGAUCAAAUGGUUACAGAGGAAGAGUGGACUUGGAGCAAAUGCCUGGCCAUAGAACUAUCGAGCCCAUUUAUCCUCCAGUUGAACCAUGGAUUAGAGAUUACCACACUAACCCCGGCUCGUCUAAUAAACUUGCUAUACCAUCAACCAGCCGCUUCGAAAGACAGAGCUCACUUCUUGCAGAAGACACAAACGGAUCAAACCCCAUAAAGAGAGAAAAUCUUUCAAGUAAAAGAUCGUCACUGUCCAGAAAAAGCUCAUUUGACAGAUCAUCAAAGCUGUCUCCUGAUUUAAGCAGACCCCAGUACGAUUUAGAUCCGUCACUAUCAAACUUACACUCAAAUUAUAUGAGCAGGUCUAACUGGAGAUCAGGCGCAAAGGAAAACGUUAACAUGUACCCUGAUAAUGACAAACCAAAUAAUCCGACCUUACGGUCUUUUAACUAA